Messenger RNA from Mytilus trossulus (common blue mussel), 5275 nucleotides. Its product is annotated as ubiquitin carboxyl-terminal hydrolase 8-like. Gene Ontology annotation, cellular component: cytosol; extrinsic component of plasma membrane; dendritic spine. Gene Ontology annotation, biological process: endosome organization; protein K63-linked deubiquitination; Ras protein signal transduction. The record is from RefSeq and is a predicted model, not a curated record. Bases 119 to 3919 code for a protein of 1266 amino acids. The transcript has 26 exons. NCBI's taxonomy places the organism in Eukaryota, Metazoa, Mollusca, Bivalvia, Mytilida, Mytilidae. Gene Ontology annotation, molecular function: cysteine-type deubiquitinase activity; protein binding.
UUGCAUUAUGGGAUAUGUUGUGACUGGAAGUGAAAUAUUCCUGAAAAUGGUCUAAGAAUACCUUAAUUUUAAAGAACUCUUAUAUAACAUCUAGUUGCUUGUUUUGUGAUACAGCAAAAUGCCGGCAACAAAGAAAGAUCUAUACAUUGCCAAAACCAUUGGUGAACUGAAUAAACUGGCAGAAUUACCAGCAAAGAUGUCUACCUCUAACUCAAAAAUCUUGGUAAAGACAGCAGAUAAGAUGCUAAAGGAGGCUGAGACAGGAGACAUGUUAGGGGAUGAAGAGAGAGCCUAUGUCCUGUACAUGAAAUACUUCAAUGUCGUCACAUUUCUUAAAAAGACCCCAGAGUAUAAAAAACAAAAGCAAUAUUAUGAUAGUUUGUUAGGACAGAAGAACCUAUUAAAGUCCAUUGACAAGGCAGAGGAACUAGCUGAAAGCCUAAAGGAAAGGUAUGAAGAAAUAGAGGCCAAAUUAAUAGCUGAGAAGUUGUCCCCCUUAGACUCUAGUCCACCAAUCAAUGGAAAGGUUGACAGUCCUAGAGAGAAGGAAGAAACUGAUGGCGAACAAAAAAAAGAGGAAAAGGAAAAGGAAGUAAAAGAUGAACCAGUGACACCAAAGACACCAAAGACCAUCCAAGGUGAGAUAACUCCUACAUCACUCUACAGCUUACUACAGGUACAAGAUGUACAGUUAAUUAUCAUGGAUGUCAGAUCAGACAAGGACUUCAAAGAAUCACAUAUCAACCAUAAAUGUUGUAUAAAUAUACCUGUAGAGAUUGUUCCUCCAGGGACUACUGUUAUUCACAUUGCAAAAUCUUUACCAGAAGAUUCAAAAUCACCAUGGCAACAGAGAGGCAAUGUUGACCAUAUUAUUUUAUUGGAUUGGAGUUCUAAAUUAGAGGACUGUAACAUAGGGACUACAUUACGAACACUAAAAGAUGCAUUAUUUAAAUUUGAUUCAACAGUGAUAAUUAAGAGUGAACCAUUGGUGUUAGACGGAGGAUAUGACCAGUGGUUGUUGUAUUAUCCAAUGUUAACAACAAAUUCUAAUAUCUCAAGACCAAAAACAGACCUUAUGUCUCCUAUACCAUCAUUGGAUUUUGACUACCCUGAUUUUGAUGAAGCCUUCAUCAACACACCUACUCCUGACAGAGCCAAUCAAAAUCAACUAAAUGAAACAGUUACCCAAUCACAACCAAGUUCACUAAUUAAUGACCUUUCAGGUCAGAGACCACAGUUUCCAAGAAUAGACAGGUCAACCAAACCCAAACCAUUACAAUCCAGUGUUUCUACAAAUCUGACCAAUCAAACUGACCUUGAAAAACUUAAUGAAUUGAAGCCUAGAGUUACUUCCCUUUAUCCUGAUGCAAGUUCAAUAUCUUGUACAAAGACAAUCAGAAAAGAGACUGGGAAUGAAGUACAGAGUUUGUCUAGAGAACUAGAACAUGAACGAGAAGAACUCAACAGGAUUAGAAAGGAAAAAGAAGAAGAAAUUGCAAAGUAUCAGCUGGAUAAAGAAAGAAAUAUUAAGGAACAACAGGCAAGGAUCGAGAGAUUAAAAGAUGAAGAAGAAAAACUAAGAUUGAUAGAACAGAAAAAAUCAGAACAAACUAAAGAUCUGGCUGAUCUUAUGAGGCAGAAGAGAGGGUUACAGGAAGAAAUGAAAGGCUCUGGAGGAGAAAAUAUCAGAAAUCAAGAAUUGAGGACAAUAGAGAAUGAGAGAGUGAAAAGACAAGAUGAAGUAGACAAACUUAGACAGGAGAGAAAGAAAAAAGAGGAAGAAAGAAGAAUAUUGGAGGAAGGAAAGGAGAAAGAGGAACUUGAGAGAGCCAGAGCAAGGGCAAGGUUAGAAGAGGAAAAGAAAGAUUUUGAAUUGAAGCUUUCAGAAGAAACAGCCAGACGACUACAAGUGGAGGAAGAAUCUAUGGGGAUAGAACUUCACGAACUCAAACAGAGAGAACUCAAAACAAAGAUAGAAGAACUGAGGAAAAUGAGACUGGAAGAAGAGAAAAGUCUAAAGGAAACACAGAGCAAAGAAGAAUCUCUGAAAAGAACAGAAGAAAAUAGAAAGUUAAAGGAAAAAGAAGAUGCUGUAAAAAGACAAGAGGAAGAUAGGCUUGCUAUUGAAAGACAAGAAAAAGAGGCUCAUGAGAGAAAGGCAAAAGAACAGAAAGAUAGAAAACUGAGAGAAGAAGAAACUGAAAGGAGACGACUGGCAAAAAUAGCAGAGGAAGCGGCAAAAGUAGAGCAGACAAGAAAAGAGGCUGAGCUACGAUCCAAGAAUGAACUGGCAAAGAGAGAAGCUGAUCAAAGGUUAAGGGAUGAACAGACAAGGAGAGAGGCAGAACAAAAGGCAAGGGAUGAACAGGCAAGAAAGAUUGCAGAGGACAAGGCAAAGAAAGAAGCAGAGGAAAAGGCAAGAGCAGAUCAGGCAAGGAGAGAGGCAGAGGAAAAACUCAAACUUAUUCAAGGUGAAAGUCCUAAGAUAAAAACAAUACCAUCCCCUAACCUACCAACUGGCUGGGAGAAACGUUUAGACGGUCCAACUCAUAGAUACUACUAUAUAAAUCACAACAAAGGCACUACUCAGUGGGAACCUCCACAGACAGAAAUCAAAUUACCAGCUGCUGGCAAGUACACAACAAAAUUAAAAGAUGAACCUACUACAACAAAGAGAGGUCUGUCACGGUCUAACUCAUCACCAAACAUUGCUAAAAUGAUGGAAGAGGAAGACAAAGUAACACCACUCAGACCCAGUAUAGAUAGAGCUAGUAAACCAGCACAAAGACAAUUGAUUCCAGAGGCUAACAGACCAUCACCUCAGAAACAAGCCGCAAGGAUUAGGAACUUAAACCCUGUGUAUGGCAAUGUGGGACAAGCCUUGACAGGAUUGAGAAAUCUAGGUAACACAUGUUACAUGAAUUCUACAAUACAGUGCCUAAAUAACUGCUCUCCAUUGGUCACCUACUUCCUGACAGAUUGUUACCUGUAUGAUAUAAAUAGAGAGAGUGAACUUGGUAGCCAUGGAGAAGUUGCUGAUGAUUUUGCUGUCAUUGUUAAAAACCUGUGGACAGGACAAUAUAAAUGUAUAACUCCCAGAGACUUCAAGGUGACUGUAGGAAAACAUCAGCCUAUGUUUGCAGGCAAUGACCAGCAAGAUUCCCAAGAGUUCCUUACAUUUCUGUUAGAUGCCUUACAUGAAGGACUUAAUAAGGUAAAAAUACGUCCAAAGAUUCCGGAACAAGAUAAUGAUAACUUACCUGAUCACGUGAAUGCUGAGUUGUCAUGGAAACAUCAUCGUAUGUUACACGAAUCCAUUAUUGUUGAACUGUUUCAGGGACAGUUAAAGUCUACUUUGAUGUGUCUGACAUGUAGAAAACAGUCUGUUACAUUUCAAGCUUUUAUGUACCUGUCCCUGCCCAUACCAUCAGGAUCAAGAUGCACACUAAACGAUUGUCUGCGGCAGUUUCUCAAAGAAGAGAAGAUGACAGGAAGUUCCAGGUGGCGAUGUCCUCGCUGUAAAGUAGAUAGAGACUCUGUCAAGAAGAUUGAUAUCUGGAAAUUACCCAGAAUUCUUCUGAUAGGACUCAACAGAUUUGUUUAUGAAGGCCAGUGGCGACAGAAAAUCAGUUCUUACGUGGACUUUCCUGUUCAAAGUCUAAAUUUAGAUUCCGUUGUUCAAUCACCGACAACAACAAAGAGCAAAUACAAUCUGUAUGGUAUAUCUAAUCACUAUGGUACUAUGGACGGUGGACACUAUACAGCCUUCUGUAGGAAUCCCUGUACCAAAAGAUGGUAUAAAUAUGAUGAUGAGCAAGUCUACGAUAUGUCAGAAUCAGAAGUUAAGAGUUCAGCAGCCUUUGUUCUUUACUACACAUCAAUAGACCUGUUACCACCAGAUUUUAGGAAGAAUUUUUAACCAAGGAGACAAUGUUUGUAAACUAGAUAUAAAACAUGUGAACUACUCAAUGAGGGUUGUGUUUUACUAAUCUCUUCAGAGGCAUUUGUACAAAAUAUUUUUUAAGCUUAUUUUCACAAAUUUGGUCCAAAAUGUUCAUUAUUCUAAUCUUGCAAUUGUUUGACAAGAAAAAAAAACAUACUUGCUUUUUUUUCCAAUUAUACUGUCAUUGUCCAUGUAGUCAUGCUGCUUUUAAAAACACUAAAAAAAAUGUCUAUUGGUUUCCAUUCUCUAACUUUAGUUACCUGCCACCAAAUGUUAUAGAACUUAUAUACAAUGCAAAUCAAGUUAGAAGUUCACUAGUUAUGUCCCUUUGUAAAAUUAUGUGCCAGCAGGGAAUUAUCUGUGUCCCAUUAGCACAUUCUCUGUUUAUAUUUCUGUCAAGGUCAUAGAUCAUAUCACUUUAAAGGCUAGAGAAAAGAGUAAUAAAUACUGUUUCUUGUGUUCUAUAUUACCUAAUUGAGAUAACAAUAAUCUUUUGGGUUGAAGUUUACUGCAGAUUCAUUCAUCUUUUACGUGGGUAUCAAGUUUUUGUGGAUUGAGAAAAACUGAUUUUCGUAGAUAUUUUAUUUACUUUUUUGCCUUUCUUAUGUUAAAUUUGUAAUGUUUUGAACUUGUUGUUCACCUGUACCCAAGAAACCCAUCAAAAUUGACAUCCAGCAAGUAAUAUUGAAUCCAUAGUAAAUGGUUCAAAGAACUAGUUUUUGAUGAAUUAGACAUUUUGUUUUGACAUGUUUACUGUAUAAUUAACCACGUCAUAUAAUAGUAUGGCAUUUACUGCAUAAACUGUGAUUGUUUUUAUGUAAAUUAUAUUUUAUCCUGUAAAUAUUCAACAAAUAUAAAUAUUGUUAUAAUUUAUGCUACAUAUGUAUAUAUUUUGUAUUUGCUUCAUAUAUUUUUAUUUUAGAAAAUUGUAAACAGCUAUCUAACAUUGAAAUGAAAAAUGUUUGCAUCGUGUGCUCUCUGUACAGCUGUUUAAUUUGUUUAUUUGGAAUAGAGAUAAAAACCAUAAUAGACCUUCAUUAGCUCAACCAUGUCCUAAAAUGGAACUUCUACCUUCUAUAUCAUCCCCUCGCCUCUUCCCCUCUUCUUUUCGUUUUUAAAACAGCUGACCAGAAAUGGAAGUUUAGACAUAAAAAGCCUUUCAGUAGACUGAUUGAUUGAUUGAGGGUGUUUUAUGCAACUUUGAGCAUUAUUGAUUAUAUCAUAUCUGCCAGUACUUAUAUUGUAAAUCCGCUGACUCCGGAAAGAAAAACUGACAAUCCUAGUCAAUAAGAUCUAAGUGUAAUGUACCUAAUGAGCAGGUUCGAUCUUGAU